Raphanus sativus (radish) is the source of this 659-nucleotide messenger RNA. Its product is annotated as transcription factor HY5-like. Bases 112 to 561 code for a protein of 149 amino acids. The record is from RefSeq and is a predicted model, not a curated record. The transcript has 3 exons. Gene Ontology annotation, cellular component: nucleus. Gene Ontology annotation, biological process: response to red light; positive regulation of transcription by RNA polymerase II; response to far red light. Lineage: Eukaryota; Viridiplantae; Streptophyta; Magnoliopsida; Brassicales; Brassicaceae. Gene Ontology annotation, molecular function: DNA-binding transcription factor activity, RNA polymerase II-specific.
GAAGGAAAAAAGAAGCUAAUGGUUCGAUAAUCUCUUUAACCUCUUACGCUCUCUAUCUCUCUCCACUCUAGUCUUCAUCCAAAUCCCAAAAAGAUAAAAUAAAACCUAUUGAUGUCUCUUCAACGACCCAAUGAGAACUCGAGUUCUUCUCCUUCUUCCCCUAAGCACAAAACUGAGGAGAGUGAGGAGGAGUUGUUGAUGGUUCCAGAUAUGGAAGCAGCUGGAUCAACAGGAGUUGUAAGCAGCAGUGCCGACGACGGAGCCAACAAUCAAGAGAUUGACCAGACACAUAAUGGAACCUCAAACGCCAAGCGCCCUCGUGGACGAACCCCAGCCGAUAAAGAAUACAGGAGCCUCAAGAGAUUGUUGAGGAAUAGAGUAUCUGCUCAACAAGCGAGGGAGAGGAAGAAAGUGUAUGUGAGUGAUUUGGAAUCAAGAGCUAAUGAGUUGCAGAACAACAAUGAUGAACUUGAGGAGAAGAUCUCUACUUUGAUGAACGAGAACACAAUGCUUCGCAAAAUGCUUAUUAACUCUAGGCCUAAAGCCGAUGAAAAUCACUGAGAAGAGAGACCCUUUACUUAAUCCAAUGUUGUGUUGAUUCUCAAAUCUUCUCCAAACAAUCCAAUCAAGCAUAAUAUAGCAAACAUUUUUUUAGUUCA